Molecule: messenger RNA, 4638 nt
Organism: Hemibagrus wyckioides
Lineage: Eukaryota; Metazoa; Chordata; Actinopteri; Siluriformes; Bagridae
Gene: tlr9
Product: toll-like receptor 9
Exons: 2
Coding region: 390-3587 (1065 amino acids)
Biological process (GO): canonical NF-kappaB signal transduction; defense response to virus; toll-like receptor signaling pathway
Cellular component (GO): plasma membrane
Molecular function (GO): pattern recognition receptor activity; protein binding
Source: RefSeq, a predicted model, not a curated record
CUUUCACACUUUUACAAGUAGAACAAUUUCAUUUAGUAACAUCUUGCUUUUUUCAUGCGGUGAUAUGACUGUCACAACUUUCACAACACAUUAUUCUGUGUUUGAGGGAAUCUGUAAAACCCAAAGACAAAAAGCUCAAUGCCCUUUUUUCCUUUUAAGACAAAUGAUUAAGAUAAUGUUAUUAUUAUUAUUUUUUUUUUUUUCUUUUUUUACCGAGGUCUUCCGUGACAUUGCCUGACCACCUGUGUUUAAAAGUAGGGUCAUUUGCAUGCAGUAAGUGUUACUCUGGGUUGAAUGUUUUCACUUCUGUAAAUGCAUGAAUGCUAUGUGAAGCUGUCUUUUUUUUUAGAUUAAUUCCUCAUCUGUAAACCGUAAAUCUACAGGUAAAGAUGCAGAUACUCUGGGUCAUGUUCGGACCUGGAUUGUACCUGGUUUUUGUACUGGAUCAACUCAGUUUGGUCAAAACAAUGAACCCUAAAUUCUACCCUUGUGACAAUAACACAGACAGCAGUGGAAACAUACAUUUAGACUGCAAGCACAGAGACCUCACAAGCAUCCCUAAGUUUAUGUCCCUUUUUAUCAUCUCAUUAAACCUGGAAGAAAAUCGUAUACAUCAAGUAAAAAGUGAUGACUUCUCAGGUAUUCCAAAUCUUCAACGUCUUAGCUUGAUGUGGAAUUGUUUGCCUGGUCGCCUCAAGGCGUUGAAAUUACCUUCAUGCCAAGUGAUUAUUGACCGUGAUGCUUUUGUUAAUCUCAAGAACUUGACAUUUCUUCAACUGGCAGGAAACAGCCUCAAGACUAUUCCUCUACUACCAAAGCAUCUUGAGGUUUUGGGAUUAGAAUUUAACAAUAUUUUUCGGAUUGAACAACCCCUAGGAACACCAUUUCUCAAACAACUGCUUCUUGCCAAAAAUUGCUACUAUGCCAACCCCUGUAAUGAAUCAUUUUUCAUUGACCAAAGGGUAUUUCAGGAUUUACCUAAGCUUCAGAACCUUACUCUUGGCUUUAAUAAUAUGACCUCUAUUCCCAAGCAACUGCCGUCCUCACUGGAAAGUCUAGACCUGAAAGAAAACAUGAUCACAGAGAUUCGGGAUGACUCUUUUACAAACCUCACUAAACUCAGUUUCCUUAACCUGGAGUGGAACUGCCAAAGGUGUGAUCAUGCAGCUCAACCGUGUUUUCCUUGCCCAAAUAAUUCAUCCUUAGUCCUCCAUGACAAAGCCUUUUUUGAGCAGAGAGACUCUCUUGUAAACCUUAGUCUACGGGGAAACUCACUCAAUUCAAUUCCUAAAAAUCUUUUUACACAUCUAAAGAAACUAAAGACACUUGACCUCUCAGACAAUCUCCUUGCCUUCAGCAUCAGAAAUGGCACAUUUUAUGAAGAACUACAGGGUGUUAUGUCCCUGAACCUUCUCUAUAACUAUCAACCUCAGAAAAUAUUUUCAGAGCUGAUACUGUCACCCUCUAUUAGCAAAAUGAAGUCCUUGCGGAAACUUCAUUUAAGUGGGCUUUUCUUUCAUCGCUUGUCUAAUAAUAGCCUUGGGCCUUUGUUCAACCUACCACAACUUGAGUAUCUGGACCUGAGCAUGAACUUUAUUAAUUCUUGUAAUAUAACUGCAUUUAAUCAGAUAAGAUCCUUGAAAAAGGUUGUGCUUUCACAGAACAUGCUAACAAUCAACCCAUUCUAUAUAGUAAGCUCUAGUGAAGCCCUGAACCUGGAAAGAUAUGAGAGAGAUGACCACCAGCAAGACAUGCCUGCUUCUGAGUCAAAGCUCCAGAUGAACUAUUUGCACUGCACUGAUGAAGAAUGUCCAAAAAGUUUUUCAAUGUGGAAUUUCGUAAAGUGUUACUGUUAUAGAAAACUCUUUUUUGACUUAUCACAAAACAAUAUCCCAUGGUUGAAUGUAAGUACUUUCAAAGGAAUGGAGAAAACUGUGUGCUUGGACCUGUCCUAUAAUUAUAUGAGUCAAGCUUUAAAUGGCCGGCAGUUCCAUCCUCUUAACAAACUGGUAUACCUCAACAUGGCACAUAACCGCAUUGAUCUUUACUUUAAUGAAGCAUUCCAGGAGAUAAGGAGUACACUUAAGGUUCUUGAUCUCAGCAACAAUGAAUUCCAUUUUCACAUGAGGGGAAUAGGGCACCGCUUCAAUUUCAUAAAGAACUUGACUUCGCUUGAAGUUCUUAGUUUAGCAAACAAUAACAUUGGCAUACGAAUAUCUAGCAUUAUUAAUAGUACAUCUCUGAAGUGUCUGUUAUUCUCCGGAAAUCGUUUGGACAUCAUGUGGGACACCAGUGGAGAUCAGUACAUACGAUUCUUUCAGGGGUUGACAAACCUUACAUACCUGGACAUUUCAGACAACCAGCUUAGAUCAUGUUCCCCAGAAGCAAUAGUUAACCUUCCUCUAAGUAUUCGUGUGCUGAGGAUGGACUCGAACCUGUUGAAUUACUUUCCCUGGGGAAAUAUCUCAGUUCUCAGUCAACUGUGCUAUCUGAACCUGAGUGGAAACUAUCUUUCUAAAUUACCAGACAGUGUUAUCUACUUUGGCAAUAAGCUUAGAAGCCUGGACCUCAGUCAUAACAGAUUAAGUGCAAUUUCGGAGUCUUUCUUUAGUCAGGCAACAGGUCUUAAAGAACUGAUGCUCAAUCACAACCAGUUGAAGAUCUUAGAUAUGCACACUCUUCCUCCAUUAUUACAGAAAGACAAUACCAAUUGUACCACUUCCAAAACUUCCUGCAAGCUAACACUGCAUGCUAACCCAUUUACAUGUAGCUGUGCCACUUCCUGGUUUACUGAUUUUCUGCGAAAAAGUCCUGCAGAUAUCCCCCACCUCACUACAGAUGUUCGCUGUGGUUUUCCUGAAUCACAGACAGGAGUAAAUGUCCUUUCCAUUGAUCCUCGCUCCUGCCAGGAGAUAUUUGGCAGUGUUUCCUUCAUCUUUACAUUCCUUCUUACUAUUGUAGCAACUGCAAUCCCCCUUUUAAGGCAUCUAUAUGGUUGGGACCUGUGGUACUGUUUCCAGAUACUGUGGGCAGGACACAAGGGUUAUACUCCACUUCAAGGAAACAACAUGAACAACCAACAUGAUGCAUUUGUGGUGUUUGAUACAAAGAAUAAGGCAGUGAGAGACUGGAUCUACAAUGAGAUGUUAAUUAACUUGGAAAGCAGAGGAAGAAGGAAAUUCCGGCUCUGUCUGGAGGAACGGGACUGGGUACCAGGAGUAUCAUGCAUUGAGAAUCUACACAACUCAGUGUACAACAGCAAGAAAACAGUGUUUGUGCUGACUAACCAGGGUGGCUGUGCUUCUGUGAAUGGGGUAAUAAAGCAAGCUUUUCUUCUGGUCCAGCAGCGAUUGCUGGAUGAGAAAGUGGAUGUUGCAAUUGUAGUCCUCCUGGAUCCUAUUUUCCCCAAGCUCAAAUACCUGCAGAUGAGAAAGAGACUCUGCAGAAAGUCAGUUCUCUCCUGGCCAAAGAACCCUCGAGCCCAGCUUCUCUUCUGGAAUAACUUGCAUAUUGCUCUAGCAUCUGACACAGUGAGAUCCUAUGAUAAAAAAGUCACAGAGAGCUUCCUAUCUAAUGAUAUUCUAUAAAAGAGGCACCAAGAUGUGAUGUUUACAUAGUAAAAAAUUCAGAAAAUGUAUUUAUUUAACAUGUUUUGUUUAUUUACAUAUACUGAAAAUGUGAAAGCAACACUACCUGCAAGAAUUAAUAUAAUGUUUUCUUCAAAACAUUACAGACAGUGAUAUGCUUUUUAACAUAAAAAACGUGUAUGACUAUGUGAAAUCUCAUCUUGGAGGCAGGAAUGCACCCUGUACCAGAUGCUAGUCUAUUGCAGGCUACCUAAAACAUGCAUGCUUUUAUACCAAGGGGCAAUUUAGUAGAGCCAGCCCACCUAUUGGCUUGUUUCUGUAGUUGCAAAAAAAAAGUGGUAUCUGGAAGGAGUGAAUUCAAAAUGCCUAAAACCAUGAAGCUCCAAAACUGUCUGCUGUAACGCAUAUUAUGUAUGUAUCAAUGAUUUUGUAAAAUAUUCUUGAGCAUUGCUUGCUACCAUGCUUUUAGCCUGUAAUUAAUAUUGUGCCUCACUGAUACCACAAUCACUUUUGCAUAUGCCUGAUGAAAAGUAUUUGCCAACUUUAUAGCAGUAUCAUGUGCUUGUAAAUAUUUUCGAUUUAAAAUAAGAACCUGUAACGAGACCUGUUGUAUGAAGAUAUGUACAGCAUAAUAUAUGUAUAUUUAGAACUUCUAAUGCAUUUUUAAGAUCAGUUCAAAUACAUUUUGCCUUUUGUGUAUUUAAUCCUUUUUUUCUCUUUUUUUUAAAAAAAGAGGUUAAUACACCUUAUGGACCAGUCUUCAUGAUUAACUCAUGUACUAUACACAUGUGCUGUUGUCAAGCUGGAGAUUCUCCACAAGGGGCGCUAUUAACACUCACAUAGCAAAGGCAAAAGAUCAUUACCUAUUAAAUAGUACUUAACUUAAAGUUGAGCUAAAUUUAACCAUAUCUACUGGGGUGUGUUACAAUGGUAAUUGCAUGAUUAAACUAAUCUCAUGUUACAGAUGAAUUAAGUGUAAUUUAUUACCUGACUUACACCCAGCACACUGCAAAUCACCUUAACCGCUAAACAAACAAACUGCCUUAAACCG